Messenger RNA from Trichoderma harzianum CBS 226.95, 1953 nucleotides. RefSeq lists its product as hypothetical. The record is from RefSeq and is a predicted model, not a curated record. The transcript is spliced from 2 exons. The coding region runs from base 1 to 1953 and encodes 650 amino acids. NCBI's taxonomy places the organism in Eukaryota, Fungi, Ascomycota, Sordariomycetes, Hypocreales, Hypocreaceae.
AUGGAUCGAAGCUCUCCCGAAUGGGAUCUCGACAGCGACGAGAUCGCAUCCGUUACAUCCCAAGAUCUACACGAUAACCGACCAAACCGAUGGUCAGGAACCCAGAGAACAUGGCAGCGCUUGACGGCGGAGGAGCGGCGGCUCUGGCAAUCGAUGGAGGCUGUCGAAGGUCAAGAUUUGGCGAUUCACUUGUAUAACGCAUAUGCGUUGAAGAGGCGCGGAAGAGAUUCUCAAACUGCGCAGGAUGUUACGGUUACCUUGGAAAACGGAGAGCAGGGCAUAUGGGCACCUCCUCGAGUUUGGACAGCGUGGCCGUUGAACGAAAGUCGUGUCCCGCAGCAGAAGCACAUUCGGAGAGAAGAUGAAGAUGGGUAUGGAAGAUUUACAUUUCGCAAGGCGGAGCGACGGAUGCCUAGCUCUGAGCUGCAUGAGGAGCUGGGAGCGACGAUAUUGAGGCUGGCUGGGGAGCGUUUUCACAAAAGCAAGGCGAGAGAGCAGAGAAAAACCGUGCUUGCUUCUAUCGAAGCAGAUGUGACGCCUUUGAAUCAAGGCGAAUCUCAGAGAGAAGGCCAAGACACAUCCGGUGUAUUAGGUCCAUCUUCUGAGGAUGAGAAAAUGAUGCUUGAUGAUGAGGGGGGCGAAGAUGAGGCAGCACUACCAAAAAGAAAGAAGGAAGAGAUACCAGGGACAAAGGAACCUGUUAUGUCUUCCAACGACGAUUUAUCUUACGAAAUCAUUCGACCAUCUGUUCGACACAUACUUUCACAGCUAGACUCGACCUUACAGAUCCUCCACAACGCCCGCAUCGCCACCACAAACUAUGCAUCCGAUUCUUCAGCAACCUCCGACUCGGAAUCUGAUGCCCUUUCCGGCCCCAAGCGUGGCCGUGGCCGCCCUCGCAGCACUCACCUCACAGGGACAGAAACCUCGCCUCAUCCAGACGGCGCCAUCACACCGAAAGCUAGCAAAAGAGGCCGUCCACGAAAAGUCCACAUCCCUCACGAAGGCGAGACGCACGAAGAGAUGCUUAUUCGCAUCGCACGCCAAUCCCACAGAAGACUCCCGACAGUAGCACAAGACAGAGACGCAGCAUUUGAGGAAUGGCUUCGUCAGGGCGAUGAGAGGCUGGCGCGCGAAGAGGCCCUCCUUAGAGAGGAGGAAGAGCUGGGCAUCGAGCCGCAGGACAGCGCCCAAGAGAGGCGGCUUCGCAGGCUCGGUCUCCGCGACUGGAGCGACGUUGUUGGCGCCGCUGCCCUGGCAGGCUUCUCGCCUCAGGUCAUUGCCCGGACGGCAAAGCGAUGCGCUAAUCUAUUUGGCCAAGGCAUGGUGAUGAGGCGUCUGGACGAGGCGCCUGCCUCUAGAGCACCGGCCUUUCACACGAUGGAGUACCGGCCGGAGAAGAUCAAGCUCGGCUCGGACGAAGAUUCAGAUUCAGAUAGCCAAGCGGGUGCCGCCACUGCUGCUUCAUCUCGCAACACGCUCUCUCGCCAGGCGUCGCUGGCCCGCCUCUCAAGCCGCGGCCGUAGUUCGUCCCCUUUCCGCGGCUGCUCCUCGCCUCACUCAGCGUCCUCCGCCUUCGGUACACCUAGGAACGGAACGCCUAGGAAUCGCUCGCAGUCAAAAUCCCGAUCGAGGUCCCGCUCCUCGGCAGGCUUCCACCUUUGCCCGGUCCCUACGUGCGAGCGCUCGGCUACGGGCUUCACGAGGAGACAGAAUCUGCGGCGGCAUAUGCAGCUUGUGCAUCCUGGGCGGGGAGACGAGGAUGAGGAGUGGGAUAGUGAGGACGAGAUGCUCGGAGCGGUGCAUGUGGAUGGAUUCUUGAAGCCGAUUAAUCCUGCUAGGGGGUGGAGGGAGAGCGUGGCAGCGAGUUCAUUGGUAAUUAGGAAAAGAGGGCGAGAGAGGCGGACGGGAGAAGAUGACGAUGACGACGACGAUUAUAAUAGGGGAUCUUGA